UUUUCCUUAUUCUUUUCUCAGGUAAUUAAGUAUCUUAAUACAACUAUAAAACGAGUCAAAGGACCAAAUAUUUAAUUAAAAUCUGAUGGCAUCCACGUAUGCAUCACCACCUGGCUCAGUAUAUUCAUAUGCAACGUCAACAAAAUCUGCUCGAAGCACGUCAUCAAGGAACACCGAGUUUUCUUACACAGUUGGUGAACAACAUGGAAGGAAUAAGUUGUGCACAACAGCGGGGGAAAAGAGUUACAAAUAUCUACGAAGGUUAAUUCGAUUCCGACAAAUGGAUUUCGAGUUUGCACUUUGGCAAAUGAUGCAUUUAUUUAUUGCUCCACAAAAAGUAUACAGAAACUUCCAAUACAGAAAACAAACAAAGAAUCAAUUUGCUCGAGAUGAUCCUGCUUUUCUUGUGCUUCUAAGUCUUUGUUUUUGCGUUACAUCAAUCGGGUUUGGUCUUGUUAUGAAGUUAUCCGCUUUAAAAAUAUUUAAACUGCUGCUGUGGGUGGUGUUGGUGGAUUGUAUAUUUGUGGGGGUGAUUAUUGCUACAGCUAUGUGGUUCCUAACCAAUCGGUUCUUGGUUCACAUAUCAAGGGUUGGACAAGAUAUUGAAUGGGCUUAUGCAUUUGAUGUUCAUCUGAAUGCUUUCUUCCCUGUACUCAUGAUAUUACACUGUCUGCAACUGUUUCUUAUCAAUCCUCUUAUUGAUAAAGAAUAUUUUAUAUCAACGUUGGUUGGAAACACGUUCUGGCUGAUUGCUCUGGGCUAUUACAUCUACAUUACCUUCCUUGGUUAUAGUGUUCUCCCAUUUGUGAAAAAAACAGUUGCCCUACUUUCUCCAAUGGUCUUAUUGUUCAUUAUUUAUUUCAUCACACUUGCAUGUAAAUGGAACAUCACGCGUGGUUUACUAUGGUUCUACAAGCAUAGGGUAUAAUGUAUUGAAAUUGUAAAUGUAUAUAUUGUUAUAUGGGGAAUAAAUAUACAAGUAACACAAAA
Messenger RNA from Ciona intestinalis (vase tunicate), 990 nucleotides. Lineage: Eukaryota; Metazoa; Chordata; Ascidiacea; Phlebobranchia; Cionidae. The record is from RefSeq and is a predicted model, not a curated record.